AUGGGUGUCAUUUACUACCUCCUUCACCCCAACCAGCUUCGCUCCAUCAUCCAAUGGAAGGUCUGGCACGACCCCGUCCACCACCGCGAUCCCUCAAAGGAAGACCCUACGCUGAAGUCGUGCUUCGAAUUCCUCAACAAGACGAGCCGUAGUUUCUCCGCCGUCAUUCAGGAGCUGAACCCCGAACUCCUGGUUCCCGUUUGCCUGUUCUACCUUGUGCUGCGCGGCCUCGACACCAUCGAAGAUGAUAUGACAUUGGAUAUCAAGGAGAAGGAGCCUCUGCUGCGCCAGUUUGACAAGUACAUGGAGACGGAUGGCUGGACUUUCACCAAGAACGGUCCUAACGAGAAGGACCGCGAGCUCCUGGUGCACUUUGACGAUGUCGUAACUGAGCUGAAGAAGAUCAAGAAGCCCUACUACGAGAUCAUCAAGGAUAUCACGAUCAAGAUGGGUAACGGCAUGGCCGAUUACGCUCUCAACGCCGAGCACAACGAGAACGGUGUUGCGACCAUCAAGGAGUACGAGCUUUACUGCCACUACGUUGCCGGUCUCGUCGGUGACGGCCUGACCCGCCUCUUCGUCGAGGGCAACAUGGCCAACCCCAAGCUUCUCGAGCGCCCCGCGCUCACCGAGUCCAUGGGACAGUUCCUCCAAAAGACCAACAUCAUUCGCGACGUCCACGAGGACUACCUCGACAAGCGCCGUUUCUGGCCCAAGGAGAUCUGGAGCAAGCACGUCGACACCUGGGACGAUCUCUUCAAGCCCGAGAACCUGCCCAAGGCUCUCGAGUGCAGCUCCGAGAUGGUUCUGAAUGCUCUCAAGCACACUGAGGAGUGCCUGUUCUACAUGGCUGGUAUCAAGGAUCAGAGUGUCUUCAACUUCGUCGCUAUCCCCCAGAGCAUGGCUAUUGCGACGUUGGAGCUCGUCUUUCGUAACCCUGCCAUCUUCAGCAGCCACAUCAAGAUCACCAAGGGCGACGCAUGCUACCUCAUGACCAAGUCAACACAGAACCUCCAAAUUGUGUGUGAGGUUUUCAGAGACUACACCCGUCGAAUACACAAGAAGAACGACCCGCGCGACCCCAACUACGUGCAGAUUAGCGUGCAGUGCGGCAAGAUUGAACAAUUCAUCGACUCUCUGUUCCCGAGACAGGACCCCAAGCUGCUCGGAGAUGCGGCGAAACAGAAAGAGCGGGGCCAACCGGGUAUGGAUGCAGGCGAGGCCUUCGUAUUGGGCGGCAUGGUUCUGUUGACCCUCUUUUUCGUAUCUGGUCUUAUGAUUGGAACUGCCUGGUUCUUUGGUGCACGCUUCGACUCGUUGUGGAAGACGGAUAGCAUUUACUGGCCUGGCAGCGAGACCGGCGCGGCGACGCCGAUCGAGCACAAGGAGCUGUAA
Molecule: messenger RNA, 1395 nt
Organism: Colletotrichum paranaense
Lineage: Eukaryota; Fungi; Ascomycota; Sordariomycetes; Glomerellales; Glomerellaceae
Product: squalene synthase
Exons: 4
Coding region: 1-1395 (464 amino acids)
Biological process (GO): ergosterol biosynthetic process; farnesyl diphosphate metabolic process
Cellular component (GO): endoplasmic reticulum membrane
Molecular function (GO): squalene synthase [NAD(P)H] activity
Source: RefSeq, a predicted model, not a curated record